AUGAUUGCGACGGAAAGUGUAGUUGUCAAGAAGGUGAAGAUUAAGUUUUCCGGAAGAAGAGUCGAAGCAGAACCCCAAUCCAGAUCAUGUGGGUAUGGGCAGCAGAAUCUGCUUAUUGAUGAUUGGACUUCUGGCGCUGUGAAUGGUAAGGAGAAGAAUGGCGAUUUGCCUUCUGAAAGCGAGGCUGAUGCGAAGUUUGGAAGUUCCGUCUCUGGUGCUAAUAAGCGUGGACCUCAAGUAGAGUUUGAAGUUGCAAAGAAGAGACAAAGGAUGGAUCGGGCUGUUACGCAACAAUGUUCUGCCAUUUUAAGGAGACUAAUGAAUCAUCAAUGUGGUUGGCCUUUCAAGCAACCGGUCGAUCCAGUAAAGCUAAACAUACCGGAUUAUUUCUCAAUCAUAUCAGAGCCAAUGGAUUUAGGGACAAUAAAAUCUAAGCUCGAGAAAAAUAUGUAUCGUGGAACAGAAGAAUUUGCGGCUGAUAUUAGGUUGACCUUUUCUAAUGCCAUGUGCUACAAUCCACCCGGCAAUCAGGUACAUAUAAUGGCAGAUAUGUUGAAUAAGAUCUUUGAGACGGGAUGGAAAGCUCUUGAGGCAAAGUGGAGCAAUGGAGAAACUAGAAUAGUGAAGGGAUCCGCAUUGAGUAGACAAAGUAGAGAAAGCAGUGCCGUGGGACAAAACGGUCCCAAUACACCUCCUCAGUGCACCAGUGUGCCUCAAAAUAGGAUGCAAACGGGAGAUAUGGUAAAGAAGAACUGUGAUGCUACUACUUUAUUAAAGAUUAAGGUUUCUAAAGUUGCACAGAGUUGCACAACCAAGUCAUUAGGAAAUAACGACAAAGGCACUGAUGGUGCUAGUGGACAUGCUUGCCGCUCCAAGUGUAAUGCAUGUGGCAAUACAACGUGCCGAUGCAGCGUUGCUGGACCAGCUUCUGCAUCUUCAAUGGAGAAGGACCGAGAUCACGAAUUUACUAUUGAUGCUCCAAGAUCGGCUAGGAGCUCGUCUGUGGUGCAGGCCAGUAAAUCUGAUCCAGAUUCUGAUGGAGCUGUAAGUACUGUGGACGAUGGAAAUGUCUGUCCUAGUUCCCACCUUGCAAUUCCAUCUACGGAUGCCACAUGUGGGGAAGGGUGGAGUGCUUCUCUCCUUGACAUACCGCUGUCACCUAAAAAGGCCCUGCGUGCUGCAAUGUUAAAGAGUCGCUUUGCUGACACCAUCUUAAAGGCGCAACAGAAAACACUACUGGAUCAGUGCGAUAAGGCAGAUCCUGUGAAGAUGCAACAGGAGAAGGAAAGAUUAGAGAGAAGGCAGCGCGAAGAAAAAGCAAGGAUUGAAGCUCAGAUCAGAGCAGCAGAAGCUGCUGAGCGAAUGAGAGCAGAGGCUGAAGCCAGAAAGCAAAGGGAGAGAGACAGGGAAGCUGCUCGAAUUGCACUUCAAAAGAUGGAAAAGACUGUCGACUUUGAGGAAAAUCUCAAGAUUCUGAAGGAACUGGAGAUGUUGAGUGGGUGUUCCGGUUCAUCACCUCGUCUUGCUGAUGUUGAUGAUGGAUCUGAAGUGGUAUCAGGAGUGUUUGAUGGGGCUCACUAUAGGAAUCCGCUGGAGCGCUUAGGCUUGUUUAUAAAGGACGAGUUUUUGGAAGACGACGACGAUGACAAAAUUUUGAUUGGGGAGGAGGGUGAGAUUCUUUCGUAGCCGACAUUCGUAGUUCCAAUGGGGUUGCAGCUGAUCUUGUGUUUUUUCUCAAUUGCUAUAACCUCUUUGAGCAACAAUAGAGCUAAAAUGUUGCUGUAAAUCAAUUCCUUUUCUGGUGGAAAUACAGAGGUAGUAGUGGUUUGGUGAUUAUUUAUUUAGCAAAAUGCUACAUGUUAGGGACAGCUUGUUUGUUGGAUGUCUUGUGUUGUGACUGAUUUGAGAAAAGCGUGUCGUGCGGUGUAUAAAUUGAAACUUUGGCGUACGGUAACGCGAAUGAUGUAUUGGCCCUUCGAUGAAGUGACUCAUAAUUUUCAUUCAUAA
Molecule: messenger RNA, 2007 nt
Organism: Syzygium oleosum
Lineage: Eukaryota; Viridiplantae; Streptophyta; Magnoliopsida; Myrtales; Myrtaceae
Product: transcription factor GTE12-like
Exons: 10
Coding region: 1-1686 (561 amino acids)
Molecular function (GO): protein binding
Source: RefSeq, a predicted model, not a curated record